Xylaria bambusicola is the source of this 2142-nucleotide messenger RNA. RefSeq names its product putative threonyl-tRNA synthetase, cytoplasmic. The record is from RefSeq and is a predicted model, not a curated record. NCBI's taxonomy places the organism in Eukaryota, Fungi, Ascomycota, Sordariomycetes, Xylariales, Xylariaceae. The coding region runs from base 1 to 2142 and encodes 713 amino acids. Gene Ontology annotation, molecular function: ATP binding; threonine-tRNA ligase activity. Gene Ontology annotation, cellular component: cytoplasm. The transcript is spliced from 8 exons. Gene Ontology annotation, biological process: threonyl-tRNA aminoacylation.
AUGUCUGCCACGACCAAAAAGCCCAAGGCGAAGCCCGCUGCAGGUGCUAGCGUCGACCUCGAGUUGCGCCCCGCGCCUAGCUUCUUGGAGCACCGUCUCUCCCUCUUCGACAAGCUGUGGGCCGAGCAACAGCAGGCUUUCACUCAGAAGCCACGCGAACAGAUCAACAUUACCUUGCCCGACGGAAAAGUACACGUGGGAACGUCAUGGGAGACCACGCCCUUCGAAAUCGUACGCGGCAUUAGCAAGAGCUUGGCUGAACGCACCGUCGUAGCCAAGGUCAACGACGAACUGUGGGAUCUCACUCGUCCAUUCGAAGCCGACUCUACCCUGGCCUUCUACGAUUUCACCACUGAAGAAGGAAAGAAGGUCUUUUGGCACAGCUCUGCCCACAUUCUUGGAGAAGCAGCUGAACGAAGAUUUGGCGCACAUCUGGCCGUCGGUCCCCCAACGACAAAUGGCUUCUACUACGAGAUGGCGCUGCCCGACAACCGUGCCGUCAGCUCUACCGAAGACGUCGAUCCCUUGACUAGUUUGGCUACUUCCAUUAUUGGCGAGAAGCAGCCAUUCCAGAGGUUAACAGUCACAAAGGAACAAUUACUAGAGAUGUUCAAGUCCAACAAAUACAAGCAACAUAUCAUUGGCGACAAGAUUCCCGACGGCACCUCUACCACCGUCUACCGAUGUGGUCCUCUGAUUGAUCUUUGUCGGGGUCCUCACGUCCCAGACACAGGCAAGAUUAAGGCCUUCGGUAUUCUCAAACUCUCGGCAUCAUAUUUCCUGGGUGACCCUGCCAACGACUCCCUCCAACGUGUUUAUGGAAUAUCCUUCCCCGACAAGAAGCAACUGGCUGAGCAUCUCAAGUUCCUCGAAGAAGUUGCUAAGCGAGACCACCGAAGAAUCGGAAAGGACCAAGAGCUGUUCUUAUUCCACGACCAGUCGCCUGGCUCUGCCUUUUUUCUCCCUCACGGUACUAUAAUAUACAACACUCUCCAGAGCUUCAUCCGCAAGGAAUACUGGAAACGUGGUUAUCAAGAAGUCCACUCUCCCAACAUGUUCAACUCUGCUUUGUGGAAGAAAUCUGGCCAUUGGGAACAUUACCAUGAAGAUAUGUUCACCUUCGAGGUUGAGAAAGAUAUCUGGGCUCUGAAGCCAAUGAAUUGCCCAGGCCACUGCCUAAUUUUCGCCUCGAAAACACGUUCGUAUAAGGAGUUGCCUAUUCGCAUGGCCGAAUUUGGCGUUCUUCACAGGAACGAAGCGUCUGGUGCUUUAAGUGGAUUGACUCGUGUACGACGUUUCGUACAAGACGAUUCGCACAUUUUCUGCACAGAAGAUCAGGUCGGUGAGGAGGUUUUGGCAGUAUUCGAUUUCCUUCGAAGUGUCUAUGGCAAACUUGAUUUUACUUUCAAACUGAAGCUGUCGACACGGCCCGAAAAGUUCUUGGGUAGCAUAGAGACAUGGGACAAGGCCGAGAAGACCUUAUCAGAUGCUCUCGAUAAAUUCUAUCAAGGCACGGCGUCCUGGGAACUGAACCCCGGCGACGGUGCGUUCUAUGGGCCCAAGGUCGACAUUACGAUUUGCGAUGCACUUGGCCGUGACUUCCAGUGUGCAACCAUCCAACUGGACUUCCAGCUACCACAGCGGUUUGAUUUAUCGUACCAGGUAGCUGACGAGGCACCUGCCUCGGCCGCCGCUUCGACCGCUCUCGUUCGCCCUGUCAUCAUUCACCGGGCCAUCUAUGGCAGCUUCGAGCGCUUUAUCGGCAUUCUUACGGAGCACUUUGCUGGUAAAUGGCCUUUCUGGCUGAGCCCUCGUCAAGUCAUGGUCAUCCCCGUCAUGGUCAGCGCAAACGACUAUGUCACGGAAGUACGGGCCUUGUUAAGAGAAAACGAGUUCCACGCCGAUGUAGAUCUCAGCGCCAAUACAUUGAACAAGAAGAUUCGACAGGCCCAGCUCCUCCAGUACAACUUUAUCCUUGUCCUCGGCGCGAAGGAAAUGACUGAUCGCACUGUCACUAUCAGAAGCAGAGAUUCUGCAGAGAAGGCGCAGAGUGCAGAACAAGUCGUGUUGCCGUUAGACGAGGCGAUUGUCAAGUUCAAGGCUCUAAGGCAAUCUCAGGAUCUACAAAACAAGCUUGAGUAG